ACACCCCUCUCUCUCUCUCUCUCUCUUUUGUGAGAUGGCCGAAGUGCGAAGAGGCCAAGAUAAUCAAGGGAUUAAGCUCUUUGGCGCAACGAUUACGUUGCAUGAUGGGGAAGUAAACGAGGGAAAAAAGGGAAGCGAAGAUCAGACGGCUGAGAAGAGGCCAGAGAAGAUCAUACCUUGCCCGAGAUGCAAGAGCAUGGAAACCAAGUUCUGCUACUUCAAUAACUAUAACGUUAAUCAGCCAAGGCAUUUCUGCAAGGGCUGCCAGAGGUACUGGACGGCCGGUGGGGCCCUCCGCAACGUCCCAGUAGGGGCCGGCCGGCGGAAGGCCAAGCCACCGUGCCAUGGUGCCGAUGGAUUUCCGGACGGUUGCUUCUAUGAAACUUCCGAUGAUGUCCACAGUUUUGGGUUGGAGAAGGGGUUGGUUUUGGAUGAGUGGAACCUUCUCAUGCCUCAGAGUGGUUCCCGGCAGCUUUUUCCGGCAAAGCGGCGGAGGACAACCUCAGGUGCUCAGCAUCAAGGUCAGUAAACCCCUUUUUCCACGAAAGCACAUAAUUUGGAAUUAAACGUAUGAACAAGAGUAGACUUCAACAAACGAUGGACCAUAACAUAUCCGAUGUUAAGAUGUAACACCGAAAAAAAAAUGCCGCAGCAAAUCAGACAUGAUGUUCAACUAUAAGGAGACGUGACGGUUCAGAUUAACUAGUUCUUGUCUUGAUGGUCAAGUUCAUAUACAGCUUUUAAGGAAUGAAUGGAUUGCAGAUAAUUAAUUCAAAUUAAUGGAUUACAUAUUAGCUGUGAUAUGAUGGAGAUCUACGGAAGCUAUACCAAUCGAUGUAUGCAGAUAUAGAUGGAAUGGUCAAUGGACAAAGAGAGAUAAGAUUGAAAAUUUAAACACUAAAGCCGGAGGUUGAUUGAUCUUUUGUCUUUAUUUUUUUAAAAU
This is a messenger RNA of Gastrolobium bilobum, 943 nucleotides long. RefSeq names its product dof zinc finger protein DOF1.5. Gene Ontology annotation, molecular function: DNA binding; DNA-binding transcription factor activity. The transcript has 2 exons. Gene Ontology annotation, biological process: regulation of DNA-templated transcription. Bases 35 to 529 code for a protein of 164 amino acids. Lineage: Eukaryota; Viridiplantae; Streptophyta; Magnoliopsida; Fabales; Fabaceae. The record is from RefSeq and is a predicted model, not a curated record.